Molecule: messenger RNA, 1143 nt
Organism: Fonsecaea multimorphosa CBS 102226
Lineage: Eukaryota; Fungi; Ascomycota; Eurotiomycetes; Chaetothyriales; Herpotrichiellaceae
Exons: 3
Coding region: 1-1143 (380 amino acids)
Source: RefSeq, a predicted model, not a curated record
AUGCUCUUCGUCCACUCGUUCUAUUUCACAAUAGUUGCCAUACAGUUGACUUCUGCACAUGCCUGGAAGGGCCCUUCCGGUAGCGAUAAAUAUGUUACCAUCACAACAACAAAGACUCAUUACGUGUGUCCGUGCGACAAGAGUUCGCAUGUUACUCCACAGCAGACAGCCGGUUGGGGAGACUGGGAAGAAUCGACUCCUUCGACGGUCCAGCACCAGAUCGAUUCCACAUCACACAACCUCGACCACUCUUGCGCCCUCCGGCAGCAGCACGCCUCCGGUUACAUCAAUUACGAGCACAAGCUCCACGGCGUCCAUCACAACUUCUGCAUCUACUUCAACCUCUCUUAUAACAACUUCUUCAUCUACCACGACUUCUCCGUUCACCACCUCUUCAUUGACCACCAUCUCUUCAUCGACCAUCACCUCUUCAUCGACCACCACCUCUUUAUCGACCACCACCUCUUAAUUGACUACCAACUUUUCAUCGACCACCACCUCUUUAUCGACCACAACUACUUCAAUUACCACAACCGCCUCAUCUACUACAACCUCUCCGGCUGCCACCACUUCUUCUACUACAACCUCUCCCACUACCACCACCAUUUCCACUACUACCACCUCUCCUAUUACAACGACCUCUACGACUACAACAACCACGUAAGGUAUAGACUAAUGGAUUUCGAAAGAACCUUCAACUCCUGCCCAACCAGCAACAUCUACGCAAUCCAAGACAGUGCCGACAACAAUUUUGCCCGUCUUGAAGCAUCGGCCCCUGACCAAUAUGCCAUUGUCUUUGAUCAAGCCACGAUCGCGACUGCCGUCGAGUUCUCUUUCGUCCUCAACGGUGAUGGCACAUGCAGCCUCGUCGCCCCUGUUGCCGCACCUGGAGACUUCAGUUACGUGAUCAAUGACCCGGGCCAGUUUUCGCCCUUCAACUUCAUCGACUUGACAAAUGUAGGCGUUCAGGCAGCAUACGGCGAAGAAGUCACGCCGGUAGACUGCACGAUAGACACAUCAAACGUGCUCCACUGUGUGGUCCAAGAUCUAGACGUGUUGCAGCUAUUCAGUGGUGCAUUGGCCAUAGCUGCCGUUGACGAGGGGACUGGCCCGGCGACGUUCACCGUGGUGCAGAUCUUGUAG